UAAACGUUCCUGUGAUCACUGGCAAAUAUACCACUAUUAACAUUUCUCACAAUACACUUUUACAAUUACACUUCCGCGUGUCAUUAAAGGCGUCCGUUUGCAAUUGUAAAACCUAGACUGCAUGCCUGGCCCAGAAUUCCUCUCACAAGGUUCUCUCUGAAGAAAGGGCCUUUCUAACUGCAAAAAAUCCCUUUUUAAUGCCAUAGGCACAGGUGUAUUAAAGUGUGUACCGAUGACACUAAGCAACUAAGAUAUUUACUAAAACAUAUCCGGCUUAACUUCGAAGGUGCUGAGAAGAAAUAGCAGCUGUAAUGACACUGUGUUUUCUGGCGCCAGCUGUGGUAGAGUUGUGGUGCUGGCGGUAGUGGCUGAGGGAAGAGAAAGCGACAGGUACGGGCUUACUUAAUCAUCAUCUCCCUAACCGCAAGUGUAGGCUGGUACCUUUAAAGAGGUUUAACAAGGGCGGCUGAAGAUGUUAUGCCAAAUGUUAUACAGAUUCUGUGUAAUGCGGGACAAGGGAAAAAAGUGAACUUGUACACUUUGAUAUACCGCAAUCUUGUAUUAGCGUUAAUAAUCAAAGCAAAAGACUAUCUACAAGAUAAUGAAACGUGCAGUUCAGAUGUUUCUGUGUUUUGUCUUAUUGUUGUCGGUACCUGGUUUGCCUGAGUCUAGUAAAAGUAGCAGCAAGAAGAAGGCAAAAUGCAAACUUUGCUUGACGGAGUGUGAUGGAUUUUACAACAAUGUUAUAAGUAAGAUGAAAAUCCUGUCCAGAACUACUGAGAGCGAAACUAGUGAUGUGGGUCGCAUUCUAAUCUGUAACAAGCACUUUGAAAAGCUUACUGAAAAGUUGAAAUGCUGUGUCUUCCACAGUAUAUUUGAAUUUUAUUUGAAAGUCUUGGACAUAGCAUCUAUUGACUUCACUGAGGAGCAGAGGAAAUCCAUUGAUGAUCUAAAAGAAGACAUUUCCAUAAUGAAGUCUGGCAUCAGCAUUAAGGGGUGUAGAAAAUUAAGUGCAUCCAGCAGACAUAAAGGAGAAGCUACAUUAGACCAGUGUGGAUGUAGAAGAUCAUUGAAGAAACCCAUUAAUAUUGCAAAAUACCAGAUACAGAAUAUUCAAGAAGCUAUCAGACAGAUGGAGUCAAGCAGGAAGGCAACUGAAGCAAAAGCAAUAUAUGAACUUUCAAUCCUUGCAGGUUUCCUGACAUUAAGGCCGAAAAAUAGGAUAGCACAGUUCAGAUGUCAAAGAUAAUAUUGAUUUAAUGUUGUACAUUUUGUUUUCAUAAAUAUUGUUUAUAACAUCUUAUUUAUUUGUAUCCAUUGGGAUAUACUUCAUGAAAUAAAAUAUAACAUUAUUUAAACCAUGUAUUACUUUAGAUAAAUAGCAUACUAUAAUGUCUCAGCAAAUGUAUUAUUCACUUUAAAGAGAUGGUCUUCCAUUCCUGUAUUAUUAUUUUUCAGAUCGGAACCUAUUGCUAAAAUGAGUGCAUGCUUAAAUUGUAUUAUUUUUCAUAAAUGUAAUGUUUUAGUAAUGUUUUGAUCAUGUUUAUGCUUACAUCCAGGUUGACAUAGAUGUUGGCAAUUUUCACAAACAUUGUGAACCAUAAUCCCUGAAUACCUUUACAGUACACCUGAUACUCUUCCAGUAAACAGUUAUAACUUUUGUAAAUCAGUCUUUGCCUGUAUGUGUUAGCUCACAUGAUUAAUAAUACCUAGAGAAGUAGCACGGCUGUGGAGGAAUCUAUGAAACAGCACCAUGGAAGAUUUAUGUCGAUGCCAUUUCCUUCUCUCAAGAUCAUAGACACCCACCUAAAUACGUAUGUACUUUGAUAAAGGUCUGAUUGUUUAUAAAAUUAAUUCUAGUCUCACUGCAAGUUUAGUCUGUGUUGGGAAAGCAAUGCAAUCCAGCUUUACUCAUUUUUAUGCUUAUCUGUAUCGUCUUUCUUUUUGAGAAGCUGAAAUUCAUUCUUUCUUUGAUCUUUGUGCCUUAUCAGUUGCAGUUCACAUAUAUAAUGUGUUGCUCAACGUUCAUGCUUUGCUUUUUGCCUAAGCUUACUUCAGUGGUAUAAAGUACAAUAACAAAUAAGUGGUUUGUUACUGCAUCAGCAAAUUAUUGCUGCUCUGGAACUUAAAUGCCAACAGCAUGGUAAUAAACAGAACUGAUAUGAGCCACUAUAACAUAAAUAAAUCAGUAGAUUACCGAAUUAAAUAAUGAGAUAUAGUUAUGAAUCUGAAGGAACAAAGCUUCAAAUAAAAUAUAUAACAAAAGACCUUUUCUUUAAAGUGUGAUAGUUGAUCAGUUUGAUCAUAUAGUAAGCACUUAAUUGUGCAUAUAUUUUUGGUAAGGCUCAGGAAGUAGAGAAUUACUCUCUCUAAAAUGUAAAAUUCCAUUCUAUUAAACAAGAGUCCACAGCAUGUGCAAAACAUUCUUUAAUAAUUCAGUUUCAGUAUUUUGUUGUACUUUCACUGUAGAUGUUGUUAUUAUGGAUGUUGUAAUGUUAAAUAAAGCUACGCUGCUAUUUUUA
Protopterus annectens (West African lungfish) is the source of this 2522-nucleotide messenger RNA. RefSeq lists its product as uncharacterized. The coding region runs from base 602 to 1249 and encodes 215 amino acids. Lineage: Eukaryota; Metazoa; Chordata; Ceratodontiformes; Protopteridae. The transcript has 6 exons. The record is from RefSeq and is a predicted model, not a curated record.